Messenger RNA from Durusdinium trenchii, 3573 nucleotides. NCBI's taxonomy places the organism in Eukaryota, Dinophyceae, Suessiales, Symbiodiniaceae. The record is from the annotation of a GenBank genome assembly.
AUGCGUGGGAAGAGUUUGGACGAUUGGGAUAACCUAACAGCGAAGCUCAUGAGGGUGACUUUCGCACACACCAAUGUAGGCAUUUCACCAUGGCCGCAACAUAUCCUUCAUGCUUCUUGGCUCGAAAACUUCAGCAUCAUGGAGACACGGAUUUUGGAUCCCCGCCAACGCCCUGCAGGCGAGCAUUUGGAGCCUCGUCGACCAAAGGAUCCCAAAUGGCGUGCACAGCAUGGGGACCUGCGAGCAGAUUUGGGGCCCAUGUACCCCAUCAUCAACAUUUGCUACCCUGAUGGAGCUGCUGCCGUGCAAUGCCAGGCGGAUGGUGCUGGGGUAGCUACCUACCCAUCUGGUCGAAAAGCUGUAUGCGUCUUGCCACACCACCAGUCUCGCCGCUUCAGUGCCUUGAUCUAUGCACGCUCCGAGAUCCACGUGCGCUCCGCGGUACCGGAUGAGCUGCGCCCAGCGCAUCAGCCGCCACACCCCGACGAUGCGAAACGGCGGCGCACGCGACAUCUGGGAGCGCUGGACGAAUGGGGUCUGGGCUUGUUGGAGUCCUUGCCAGAUGGCGCUGGAGGGCGAGGGAGCUAUGAGGUCACGGCCAGCCAUGUGACCGUGAGUGCAGCCGGUAGCCGUGUCCGUGUGUCGCGGAAGCUGGGUGCGAUGGGUGAGAACGAAGCUUUGUCUCUGCGGCUGACACCAGAGCUGGUGGCCUCCUACCAUGCCGCUACGGGCACAACAAUCUUGGAUUUCAGCUGUGACGGGGUGUCAUACAGCUUCCACAUCGGUGAGGUGUGGAAGCUUGGAGAUCGUGGCCUGAAAGCUACACAUCCGCUGGAGGUGUCUGAGCAGAUUGUCCUGGCCUCCCAAAAGUCCCUGGACAACUCGCAGACCUUAGUCGAGACAACCUCGAACUUGCAGAAAACGCUCAAGACCAGCGCGUCUUGCCCAUCCUUGGGCGACAAGACCUUGAAGAAAUCUUCUUCGGAGUCAUCGAUGAGACUUCCCUUGAAUGCCUUUAGAGAGUUGAGCGAGGGGCGCUUGGACUUCAGAGAGGAGCACCACCUGAAGAUGCUGACAGGCAAGGUUCACCCAUCUCUGGCAAGGCCAAAGAUCACCAAGACCAUGAGGGAAGGCUAUGUGUGGCCAGCAGCCCAUCCAGGGAAGCCGCCGGUUGAGCCCCUGCAGAUUGCCCAGCCCGUGAGCCUGGAGAAGAUCAAAUGCGCUGAGGUGGAACAGCGGGCAGCUUCCAUGGAGUCCGGACAGAUGUUGGCUGUUUUGGUGGUUGCCUCCUGGUCAAAGCAAUCUCACUACAGCUCCAGUGCACAUGCGGAGAUUGUGGCCCAGGCAGCUUUCUCGGAGCUCAAAGCUGCGGGUGAGGGCCGCCUGGUCUUCUGCGUGGCCGACCUCUCCGAGGCUGGCGCCAUCCACUCCAGCACAAAGUUCGAGAAUCCCUUGGUCGUGAAUUAUGGAGUGAAGGAGGCGCCCUGGUUGUUGCUCUUUGCGCGUGGUGAUUUGAUCUUGAGCGAAAAUCCUCAUGCUCCGAACACCGGUGGCCUGGGCUUCGCUGCACGCCUCAGGUACAAGGCCUUUGCCUUACCGCAAGUGCUGGUCGUCGAGCCCGCCCCGGCAGCCGCUGCCAUCCAGCAGAACGCAGCUGCGGUGGCGCAAGAGUCCAACGGGCGGCUGAAGGGCACACAGAAUGUGGUCAACAAUUUCCAGCUGCAGCUGCAAACCCAAGAAGUGCUGAAGCGCGCAGGUUACAAUUACGAGCUGGCCAUCAACGGCAGUGAUGCCUUGCGCCUGGCCAGUUGUGCCCAACCGCCCUAUGGCUUGCUGCUUUGCAGCUCGCAGGUAGGUGCGACGGCCUUCACUGAGCUGGCGGCACGGAUGCGUCAGCGGAACAAAAAGCUUUUGGCUUUCGUUUGCCAUGACGCAAAGCAGCUGGGCGACUUUGAUGAUGCCAUGCAAAACCUCAUCAGAGAUCCUGAGCAAGUGGCCGGGGUGAUCUUCCGGCCCAUCACUCGAACCUCACUCCAGAGUGCGUUGCGUGGACAUCCGGAAGCGAAUGUGAAGUAUCCCACCUGUGGCAUGGUAAAGGAGGACAUUGUAGAUCUCAUUAAACGAAAGCUUAGCAGCAUCUGCUCGGAGCCUGAGCCUCGACAUCUGGCGCGCCUGGCGAGUCGGAAGGAGCCACUGGAGCUGCGCAGCUUCAGUGUACCGGGCAAGCUGGUGCUGCUCCUGGACCACCGGGAGGUGGGUGCUAGCAAGGAGCAUGCCCUGAAGGGUGCCAUGCUCAGUGAGCUGCAAAAGCGCCUGGGCGUUGAGGCCGUGGAGGCCGUGGGCGGAGAGGGGGCAGAGAUCGGAUUUGAUGCCCGCGUUUUGCCCUUGGGAGACGUGCUUUGGAUCUGGCGGAAUGAGAAGGGUGAGGUCCUUCUCGGUCGACUGCGCCGGGUGGGUCCGGCCGCGGCUUUGGGCAGCGCUUGGCCGGGCCACGGCUCUGCGAAAAAGCACUCAGCAGCAGUGCCAGCCAUACGCCACGUCUCCUACGAGGAUUUCGCGGAGCGCACCAAGAAGCAUGGCCAGCGGCGAGUCUUUGAGGCCUUUGGCCGAAUGCUGCGAGUGGUGCCGGGAUGUGGUGCUGAGGCCACAGAGGCACUGGUGGAUGAGUUCCAGACACCGCAGGCAAGUCACGCGGAGCGCGCUGGCGGCGUGCCGCGCGCUCUUUGCCGGGUGACCCGGUGCGGCUGGAUGUACUGGCAGUUGACCCUUUUCCUCAGCACUGUUGCGUUGGCUGCAGCGGACAGUGUUUGGGGUCUGCCAGAUGCACCAACGCAGUCACCCAAGAAGCUUCGGGGCUCUGCCCCGGCUCCCGCACCAUCCGGUGAGGACAUUGUAGCGGGUGCUCAGAAACAGGCCCAGCAGGCACAGGAACAGGCACUUCAGGCUCAACAGGCCAUGCACUUAGCAAAGAAGAUUGCCGCAGAGGAGAAGCAGGCGAAGCAGGCUGAGAGAACUGCAGAGGCACAAAUGGCGAAGGCUUCAGAGGAUGAUGCCAAGGCAAAGAAGGAGCAAGCUGAUCUUGCUGCAGAAAGGCGAAAGGUUGAGAAAGAAAUGGCAUAUGCGCAGAACUUGAAAGCCACUGAGGAGAAGAAGGACGCAGCGAUCCGGGAUGCGAAGUCGAUCGCAGAUGCAGAGAUGGCCAAGGUGCAAGCUCGUGAAAAUCAUUUGGCGAAGGAGGAGAAGAAGAACGUGGCUGAGAGGCAGCAGGCUGAUGAGGAGAUGGCGAGAGCUCAAAAGGAGUCAGAAGCAGCAGAGGAGAAGGCUCGAAAAGCCAAUGCAGAUGUGGAAAAAGCGGAGAAGAUGGACGACGAUGCCCAUCGUACCAAGUCCCAUGCGGAUCGAGAGAUGGAGCGUGCUGAACACCUCAUGGGCAUUGCCAGGAAGAUGCAUAAGGAGGAGUUGGAAGCAAUGGCGGCGGUGCGUCAGAUGGAAGCUGAAGCGAAGCACGACUUGGAAGUGGCUUUCCACGAAAAGGACACGGCCAAACAAGAGGCCAGCACUGUGGGAACCUGA